Messenger RNA from Aspergillus pseudotamarii, 3243 nucleotides. RefSeq lists its product as uncharacterized. Bases 1 to 3243 code for a protein of 1080 amino acids. The transcript is spliced from 2 exons. NCBI's taxonomy places the organism in Eukaryota, Fungi, Ascomycota, Eurotiomycetes, Eurotiales, Aspergillaceae. The record is from RefSeq and is a predicted model, not a curated record.
AUGGCUGAGAAAGAUAUUGUUCUUGUUGGGAACGACUCACAGCAUGUUGUUUUCACUGAGACCGAGACUGGCUCGGGAAAGGCCAAGGUCUCUGGUCUCAAAGGAGGCGUUCACUUGCUGAAGUAUUUCCUUGGGAAACUCAUGAACCGCCAGGAAGGGGACAUGGUGGCAAACCUGGAGAACCCCCACUCGUCGAUUGAAUUAUUCAGAGAUAAAAAGAAUAAAGAUUCCUUUCGAGUCCAGCGACAACUUCACAUCGGAGAUCCUAAGCUAAAGGAGGACAAAAUUACUGUCUCUGCGAGACAAGGCGCUGCAGUAGUUUUGUUGGAAGAUCAUAUCCAGAACCGAGAUGAAGAGAUAUGGAAGCUCUUCAAACUUGUCAAUGAAUUACAAGAAACCCUCCUUGUCUGCAAGAUCUCUCGACCCCUUUCCAAGGAAUACCGGGUCAACGUUUUCGAAGUGCUUGAAAAAGUGGUCAGUAACCUCGAUGACUUGAAGCAGACGCUGAAGGAGUUCUUGCUCCUGGACGCCCAAUCAGUGGAAGCCUUGAAUGGAUGGGAGGUCGAUGGCAAAAAGAUAUUGGACGCACUCAAGGGAGAGAUCCCAGCUGGGGUCACCAAUAAUGAGAACUGGAAGUGGCUGAAGGAACUCACAGAGCUGCCCACCUAUUCCAUCAACCAGGCCCUAAUGAACAAUCUGCAGUCGGAAACAGCGACUGCCGGCGACAAGAACUUACUUGGGGCAAUCCAGAGGGUCCGGGAUUGUACCGAAACGGAAUUGCCCAGAGAUAUCAUCACUCCGUUGGACGCGACCGGGAAGAACUAUGUCGCCGAUAAAGACUUAUUCCGAUUGCUCGAAGGAAAGGCGGUUGAAGAGGGUCAGAACUUGUUAACGGCACUCCAGGGCUUAUUGCCCGAUAUCCAGGUAUUGGGUGGAUUUUCGAAAGCAGGGAGGUCGUUAUUGGACGCGCUUGUUGAAAAGUACGAAAAACUAGGGACCCGGCCUGUUAUCAUAGUGGACGCUGAGGACCUUCGCCAGGAGGGUGUUCAGCUCAGUUAUCAUCUGUCUUGGUCGAAAACCGUGGAGGAAUUCACCCAGUUCCUUUCGAGUGAUAACCCCUUUGCGACAGACCUCAAAAGGUUUAAAGACGAAAAGAAAGCUCUGCAUCUCAUUGUGAGAUUUGGAUGUGAUGGCAUUAUUCAUUACGACAAGGAAAACCCCCAACAGCUGAACCUGUACUACGCGAAUUCCAAAUUCGUGGAAGGCGAUUAUGUCCAGCAUAUGUCCGGAGCGAUGAUUGGCGAAGCGACCGCGUUCACAGCGGGGCUGGUCUCUAAAUUGGCCGGUGAGAGCGCAUUCAACAUGCAAGACGCCAUUGCAUGUGGGAUGAAAGCGGCUUGCUCGCUGGUUUCAAAAGGCUUUGCAAGUCCCGAUCCAAAACAAUUCAUGUACCCCAAUGUAGCUGAGGGUGCUCCGACGAUGUAUUCGGAAAAUAAGCCUUUGACUAUCAACAUUGACGAUAUAUCAAAGGUUGAAACAGGACGAUGGAGCAUUCUCACCAACGGUCACAGUGCCGUAGCAAAGUCCAAAGAACAAAUGCUCAAACUAGCAAAGAAUAUUGUUAAACAAAGCACCGACAAGGCCCUGGAAGGCAAUCCCACGGCCCAAUUCGGAAACUUAGUGACAGUGGAUAGGGAGGAAAUGGAGAACUUUCGAGGGAUCGCGAAUCUCGUCCAGGACUAUAUGAAGACUCCCCAGACUAAGCCGCUCUCGAUUGGUGUCUUUGGCUUUCCCGGAUCAGGAAAGUCUUUCGGAGUGGGCGAGGUGAUCAAAGCAGUGGCUAGUGGACAGGGGAAAGAGAUUCACAAAUUGGAGUUUAACCUGUCCCAGUUCCUGGAAUAUUCAGACCUACUCGCUGCGUUUCAAAGUAUUAGAGACCAGACCUUUUCCAACAAAGUACCGGUGGUCAUGUUCGACGAAUUCGAUUGUUCUUUUGGCGGCAAAGCCCUGGGGUGGCUACAGUACUUCCUUGCCCCGAUGCAGGACGGUAAAUUUCUGGAACGUGGACAUCUCCGACCCCUGGGGUCCGCCAUUUUCAUUUUUGUUGGUGGUACAUCUCCAACCUUUGCCGAAUUUCAAGCAACAGCCCGUAAACCGGCCGCUGUGGCCGCGAAGAAGCCCGACUUUGUGAGCCGCCUCCGUGGCUCGGUUGAUAUCUGGGGACCCAAUAAGCUCAGCUCGAGAGAUGACAGUGACGAAACAUACACAGUCCGACGUGCCAUCAUUCUUCGCUCGUUACUUGAAAAGAAUGGGUUGGUGGGCCCAAAGGUGGGAGGUAGACAGUUCAAAGUGGCAGAAGAUGUCCUCAAGGCACUGCUAAACGUUUCGGGGUUCCAUCAUGGCACUCGAUCUCUGGAAGCAAUCAUCAAGAUGAGCCGCAUAACACCCGGCGAAGAGUUCACGGCCGCUGGGCUUCCGUCGGCCGAUCGCCUGGCUCUCUAUGUAGACCCCAUCGAAUUCGGAGAAUGGCUCAAGGGGUGGCGAGACGGCAACGUGAAGAAGAGAGAAGCCAUUGAAAGUGAUAUCUACGAUGCAUAUAAGAACAACCAAGCCACUGUGAACGAUUGGGAACCCAGCCAUGAAGAAAAUAUGUUGUUGAGCAAGGCGGUUGCGAAGAAUAUUUCUAGUUUUCUUGACAGCAGCAAAGCGACUGACUUAACAAAAUGGGAGAAGGACCCCCGACCCGACCAAAACAAAGAAAAGAAAAUCAAGGAAGCCAUAGCCCACGGCGUCUAUGAUCAGCUCAAGGCCAUCAGGUCUGAUAGGAGAAUGGCAGCGGCGAUGAUGCCUUGGUGGUUCGUCGAGAAGCAGAACGAUCCUAGGAAUAGAUACUUCGUGAUAGCCGAUACUGUCUGGGAACGUCUCACAGGGGUGAAGACAGCAGCAGCAACAGAAACAUUCUGCGCUCCUGCUGGCAUCUGGGCGGUUCUAUUGGUGCCAGAGACUGGCGGAAAGCCAUUAAAACAACUGGAUGAACUGAUUGGGGAUACCGACCAGAGUGUAACUCCUGUCCUUGAUACAUUUCAUGGCAUGUCUGUAAAGGACUUUGAUUGCACGGACAUCGCCAAACGACAACGAGUUGGGGCCGGUGCGCAGGAUCGGUUUCCGUCUGCUUGUGCGCGAGGUACAGGUCUUUGGACCGAUAUCCGCAUGCAAUCAGAUAACAGUGGCGUAGGUCGGUAA